This is a messenger RNA of Aureobasidium melanogenum CBS 110374, 1446 nucleotides long. RefSeq names its product C-24(28) sterol reductase. Gene Ontology annotation, cellular component: endoplasmic reticulum membrane. Gene Ontology annotation, molecular function: Delta24(24-1) sterol reductase activity. The record is from RefSeq and is a predicted model, not a curated record. Bases 1 to 1446 code for a protein of 481 amino acids. Gene Ontology annotation, biological process: ergosterol biosynthetic process. The transcript has 4 exons. NCBI's taxonomy places the organism in Eukaryota, Fungi, Ascomycota, Dothideomycetes, Dothideales, Saccotheciaceae.
AUGGUCGUCACAUCUCCUCGCAACAUUGCACAAGAUGGCUUGAAUAAGCCCGUUCAGGAUGAGAGAUCACCUCUGGUCUCUGCAACAGAAAUUUCAGAGCAACCAGAAGACCACCGUGUCGACAACAGCGGCGAAAGGGAAUUCGGCGGUGCAGUGGGAGUAAGCUGCAUGAUGAUCGGAUUCCCCCUUCUCAUGUAUUUUAUGUGGAUUGGUGCAACCUUCUACUCUGGUCACUUUCCCUCUCGCUCCCCUGGACAACACUGGAGUGGCUUUUUCGCGCACCUCUGGACUCUUUGCUAUGAACAUGCCUUCCCACAUCUCAAAGCCUGGACUAUUUACUGGAGUUUUCUUAUCUUUGAGGGCGCUUGUUAUCUCUACAUGCCUGGUGUCUAUGGCAAAGGCAAGAGAUUGCCUAGUCUAGGCGGCAAGCAAUUGGAGUAUUAUUGCUCUGCAGUGUGGAGUUGGUACACAACCAUUAUUCUCGCUGUUUUGUUGCACGUCUCUGGAGUUUUCCCUCUGUACACCAUUAUCGAUGAGUUUGGCUCCAUCAUGAGCGUCGCCAUUAUUUCCGGGUUCUUGGUUUCUUUCGUUGCAUACUUUUCUGCGUUGGCCCGUGGUGCUGAACAUCGUAUGACUGGAUCCCCUGUCUAUGACUUUUUCAUGGGUGCAGAGCUCAACCCGAGAUUGUUUACCUGGCUGGACUUUAAGAUGUUCUUUGAAGUCAGGAUCCCGUGGUAUAUCUUGUUCUUGACCACGCUUGGAGCUUGCGCGCGACAAUACGAAACCUACGGCUAUGUGUCGGGCGAAGCUUGGUUCUUGUUAAUGGCGCACUUUUUGUAUGCGAAUGCUUGUUCCAAGGGCGAGGAGUUGAUCAUCACGAGCUGGGACAUGUACUUUGAAAAAUGGGGCUUCAUGCUCAUCUUCUGGAACCUCGCAGGCGUGCCUCUAUCAUACUGCCACUGCACCUUGUACAUCGCCAACCACGACCCGUCAGAAUACCACUGGAACCCUUAUCUCUUGACUCUCCUGUUUGUUACCUAUCUCUUCGUCUACUGGAUCUGGGAUACAGCAAAUAGCCAGAAGAACAUGUUUAGAGCACAGGAACGCGGUGUCGCAUUGAACAGAAAGACGUUCCCGCAGCUGCCGUGGAAGGCAGUGAAGAAUCCCGUUAGCAUCAAGACAAAGACGGGAGAUUCGAUCUUGUGUGAUGGGUGGUAUGCCAGAGCACGCAAGAUCCACUACACCUGCGACCUCUUCUUCGCACUCUCAUGGGGCGCCAUCACCGGCCUCAACUCUCCCUUCCCAUGGUUCUAUCCCGUGUUCUUCGCUUGCAUGAUUGUGCAUCGCGCAAUCAGAGAUAUUCAAAAGUGUAGGGCAAAGUACGGAGAAGCAUGGAUCGAAUACGAGAAGAGGGUGCCUUGGUUGUUCAUUCCUUAUGUGGUGUAA